Tympanuchus pallidicinctus (lesser prairie-chicken) is the source of this 8392-nucleotide messenger RNA. RefSeq names its product PHD finger protein 3 (gene PHF3). The coding region runs from base 3469 to 7512 and encodes 1347 amino acids. Gene Ontology annotation, cellular component: nucleus. NCBI's taxonomy places the organism in Eukaryota, Metazoa, Chordata, Aves, Galliformes, Phasianidae. The transcript is spliced from 13 exons. The record is from RefSeq and is a predicted model, not a curated record. Gene Ontology annotation, biological process: DNA-templated transcription.
UUCCUGCUCUGCAAAUUGAAGCAAUCUGCGUUCAGAAACUUUGGUGUUUUAAAUAGUCCAAGAUAUCAGAACCUCUUCAGUCACAACUGACAGCUUUGCAAGAGGACAUCUUUGAUCCUUCAAGCGAGGCUUCAGUGUCACUUGAUGUCCCCUUUUAAUUUUUGAGCGUUGCACUGUCGCUUUUGUUAUCCAAAUACAAUUACUGUUAUAAAUCAUAAUUGCAUUUUGUGUGCAGAUGAGUGAAACAGAUAAAGAUGCAAAUACAGCCUUAUGAUACAAAGGAUUUCUUACAUUACUUGUAUCAAAAUCAUAUGUUCUCUUUCAGCCUUGAAACUGAGACUUUCAGUUGACUAGUGUGAAAACAGUGACAUUUUCAGGCAGGCAGCACCACUAUUUUUAUUACCAUUUUGUAUAACAAAAUUUAAGCCAGAUAAUUGUGAACAGUUAAAUUUUGUUUAUAGCACAGGCUUCAUGGACAUUUCCAAAUUCUCUUUGAGUCUUAUUUUCUGAAUCUGAAGUUUUAUUAUGCGUGUUUAAAUACAGUGCAAUUGAAACCUUAUUGUAAAGCCUUAUUUGGGAUAAACCCAAAUGGAUGCUACGUCUUCAGUAGUUUCAUUAAGAUGGCUAAAAUGAUGUCUCUCCAUCUUGGUGUAUAUUCUUUGUGAAUAAUUACUUGUUUCUGAGCAGAAUUCAUUUACAGUUUUUCCUUUUUUUUUUAAUUAUUUGCAUAAAAAUGUGGAAACAAAACCAAGAAAGUACAACUUGUAAAUAUCUUUGAAAUUGGGCUAUUAGGAAUCAGCUUGUUCUUGGAAGCCUGUGCCUCUGCUCUUCUGCUCAGUUGCCUUAAAUUACUCCUGUUCAGCAAAGUUAAACUAUUUAGAAGCUGAAAUCCCUAGUUCAGAGUAUGGGAUAGGACUUUAUUAUAAACUGUCCAACUAGGUAAAGCCUUUGUGAAGGGGGAGGGAAAAAAAAAGUCUCACUUCUGUUAUUGCUAGACCUGAAAAUAAAGAUAUAAGACUGAAUGCUUAUUUGGUGCUUUACUGAUGUCGCAAACCAUCCGUCCCUUUUGCCACUUCCAGUUUGUGAGCAAAGCUGCAAAUUACACAUGCUGUCAGUUUAAAGCUGAAGUUGUGCAGCAUUUUGUUUGUUUUAGUCCUGAGUUCAUCUGUGCUUUCAAAUCAAAAUUUUAGUUUUGGUUGCUGCAGUUGCAAUGUGUCCUGCUCAUUUAACAAAUUAGUUUCCAAUGCUUGAGUUUACAAACUGAAAUUAAAAAAAAAAAAAAAAAAAAAGUUUUUAAUAAAAAUUCUAGUAGUAUUUGCAGCUUCAAGAUUGUGCUUUCUCAGUUUCCUUCAGUUUUUAACCAGAAGGCGUUCGUUCAUCAGUACAACAAAAUACUUGUCUGUUUUGAUCUUCUUUCAGCUCUGUAGAAAAUGGUUUUGGAUUUUUAUAAACCAGUUUUUGGUAUUCCCAGAGUUUUAGUAAUUUUUGCAAUGCUGCAGGAUGUAUCAUGUCAAGCAUCUUGUAGAUCCUUGGAAUUGUGAAAUAGGAAUUGUGACGUAGGCAUUCAUGCAAUAUUUCAUACCAUCACAUUUGACUUUACACUCUCAUAAUGAAGCAGUCAUCUUUGUGUCAAAUUUCCAUCACUUCUCCUUUGUUUUCCUGUAAUACUACAGUAUUUCUGUGGUAGAGAGGGUCAGAAGCACGUAACAGUAGUGUUACCAUUCUUAUAUCUUGCUUUGCUGGAACAUGUAUGUGAAGAGAUGGAGGUACUGGCAAACUUUGAAGGAACCUGUGCCUUCAUUAACUGAAACAACUGAAUAGACAGGCAGAUCUUUUUGUUAGUCGUCAUUAACACCAACUGAUGUACUUGUAGCUUAGGAGAAAGAGAAAAUAGCUUUCUUCACAAACUAGAUUAUUAUAAAGACUUUUUGUUUUUUCAAAUCUAGUGAACAGCAUAUAUAUAUAGACUACUAAAACUGGAAGUGAGCUGUUCCUUGAACAGCUGGAGCUUUAAAGCUUAUCAUACUCAUUUUGCAUCAAAAAACUUAUUUACUUCAACUGAAUUUAAUAAAUAGUUAUUUUGGGUAAGUAAGGACAGAAGAUAAAGCUAUGACUCUUUUCUGUUCUUGCACUUCAAACUUAUGCUGCUAGACUAGGAAGAUUCUCCAUCUCUUGUAGUUUUUUGAGUACAGUACUGGCCUCAAACCACCUUGAGUGUUCGUCUGUAGUUCUGGUGAAUGAGAAUUUCUCUUAGUACAUUUUAUAAUAUAUGCUUAGUCUUUCAAAGUAGGUAAGUCAGAGAGUAGCAGCUCCUCAUUUUUACAGGAGCUCGUACACAUUAGGAGUCUUCCGUAGAAGAGUCUACAGACUUCAGUCAUCUAUGGGAUUUACAAAGAAAUUGUAUAUAAUUUUUCAGUACUUACAAAGUCACACUUUUCAUAAUGCAAUCACUUGCAGUCUUUCUGUAUUUUCUGCCAGACAUUAAGAUACAUAAUAUGUAUAGGAAAAAAAAAAAAAGAUAAAAAGGAAGAAAAAAAUCUAGGAAGGUGAUGCAAGAGAUCUUUUACAUCACUUGAAAGCAGAUCAGUAGCACUUAACUUAGGUGAAUUUUUUUAUAAGAAAUUAUUUUAAAAGCAGUUACUUCUGAGUGAAACAAAUCUAUUGAUGUAUAUAAUCUGUUUAACUCUGAAAUUCCACUUUACUCCAAAAUAGUUGAGAAAUUAUACCUAUCAGUGCAAUUAGCGGCCAGUAAUAUCUAUUGAAAUUUCAAAGUAGCUUUAGCAAAAUCAUUGGAAACUAGGGUUUUAUCUUAGACCAGGUGAUCUUCAUUGCACUUUGAAAUGCAAGCUGUGCGUAAAGUCACAUUUGCUGAAAAAAAAUGAAACAGUUGAAGUGACUGUGAGAUGAAAAGUGUUCUUUAAGCAAUUCUCGUUUUGAUAUUAUAAGUAUGAUUCAAGAAGCUACAGCUGGGAGUAAGACGGUGACAGAAGUGACAUACCUAAUUUCAAACUUACUAAUAACUGCAAACAGGUCAGAUUUAGCUGGAAGCCACAUUCCUAACCCCAAGUUCACAAGAAAAGAGAGGGAAAAAAAAAAAACUUUCUGGAACUAGCUGUGUGCUGUUUAUAUUUCUGAAAAAUGCUUAAACAUAUCUUACUGCAAUAGAAGGCUAAGUCAUCAGUUGAUACAUUUCUACUGUAAGUUUGGAGGAAAACAUGUGAGAUAUGCUUCUGCAGGAAAAUGUUUCAGUUUUCUCAAAGUUUGUUCAGUGGUUUUGAGUUUUUGAGAGUCUUCUUUGCUCAAUUUGUUUUGGUAGUAUUCUGAAAAGACUCUGUUGGUAGGGCUUACAAGUUACAUUACAUAGCGAGGUUGUGAUAUUCUCUUGGACUAUUGCAAAAAGGCAAAUAAAACCACUCAAACUCUCAAAUACAGCCAUUUCUCAGAUCAUACCAUGUUGUAAGGCUGGAGAUGGAUGUAAAGCUACAAAAAGAAUCGUUUAUCAGGUUUAUGGUAGGCUGUGGUAGGUGUGAUGACUGGUUUCAUGGCGAUUGUGUUGGACUGAGUCUUUCUCAAGCACAGCAGAUGGGCGAAGAAGAUAAAGAAUACGUGUGUGUGAAGUGCUGUGCUGAAGAAGAUAAAAAGGCAGAGUGUUUGGAUCAAAGUGUCCUGGAUACUCAAGUGAAAAUGGACAGCCAUAAAGAAGAAAAAGCAAUUGAAUAUGAAAAACCAGGGACGUCAAAGCAAGGACCUACUUGUAAUCUGAACUUAGCAACUGAAAAAGGAAAGCAGACAGAGGACAUAGGGAAACAUAAAGUCAAAAUUUUCAAACGGGAAUCUGGUGAUGGGAAGAAAUUAACAGAAUCCAUAGACUCAGAUACUAAAAAAGGCCAGCAUGUUCCUGCUCGUAAAGCAUCGCAAACUGCUGUAAUUCCUCGGCGGUCCUCUGAAGAAAAAGGAGAAAAAAAUAGUAAAGAGUCACUUAAUGUAGUUGAAAAGUCCACAAAAUCAGGUGUUCACGAGAAACAAGAAAUUAAGAAAAAGAAAAAUGAGAAAGGACCAAUCAGUACAGCACAUUUACCAACCGUGCCAGCUUCCAAACCUUCUGCUGAUCAGAUAAGGCAUAGCGUUAAGCAAUCUCUUAAGGAAAUUCUGAUGAAAAGGUUGACAGACUCCAGUUUAAAGAUUCCUGAGGAGAGAGCAGCAAAAGUUGCCACAAGGAUUGAAAGAGAACUGUUUUCUUUUUUUCGAGACACUGACUCAAAAUAUAAGAACAAAUAUAGAAGUUUAAUGUUCAAUCUAAAAGAUCCUAAAAAUAAUAUAUUGUUCAAAAAAGUACUGAAAGGAGAGGUUACUCCAGACCAUCUAAUAAAAAUGAGCCCAGAAGAACUGGCCUCCAAAGAACUGGCUGCUUGGAGACAAAGAGAAAACAGACACACAAUUGAAAUGAUUGAGAAAGAACAGAGGGAAGUUGAAAGAAGACCUAUCACAAAAAUUACUCACAAAGGCGAAAUUGAAAUUGAAAGCGAGACACCAAUGAAAGAACAAGAAGUUAUGGAAAUUCAGGAACCUAAUACGAUGAAGUUGCAUGAGAAGUCAGAGGAAGCUGAGAAAGAUAAAGAAGGAAACGAAUCUGCAUCUCCAGACACCACAAGUCAACACAAAAAUCAUCUCUUUGAUCUUAACUGCAAAAUCUGCAUAGGUCGAAUGGCACCACCUACUGAUGAUGAUCUUUCUGCAAAAAAAGUGAAAGUGUCUGUUGGAGUUGCACGGAAGCAGUCAGACAAUGAAGCAGAGAGCAUUGCAGAUGCGCUUUCUUCUACAUCCUGUAUUUUAGCUUCAGAAUUACUGGAAGAUGAUAAGCAAGACUCAUCAAAAUCGUCAUUCCCGCCUCUUCCAAAAUCGGAAACACCUGGUACUGUAGAAUGUGAAAGUCUGUUUCUGGCACGCCUGAAUUUCAUCUGGAAGGGUUUCAUCAACAUGCCUUCCGUGGCAAAGUUCGUUAUCAAGGCUUAUCCAGUUUCUGGCUCCUUUGAGUAUUUAACAGAGGAUUUACCUGAUAGUAUUCAGGUAGGUGGCAGGAUAUCCCCUCACACUGUCUGGGAGUAUGUAGAAAAAAUCAAAGCCUCAGGGACCAAGGAAAUCUGCGUAGUUCGCUUUACCCCUGUAACUGAAGAGGAUCAGAUAUCCUAUGCUUUAUUAUUUGCUUAUUUCAGCAGUAGAAAACGUUAUGGUGUAGCUGCCAAUAACAUGAAGCAAGUCAAAGAUUUGUAUCUCAUCCCAUUAGGUUCCUCAGAUAAAGUCCCACAUCAUCUCGUGCCUUUUGAUGGGCCUGGGAUUGAAAUUCAUCGACCAAAUUUAUUACUGGGAUUGAUAAUCCGCCAGAAAAUGAAGAGACAGAUUUCUGCUGUUACAAGUGUUACUAGUAGUUUUGUGGAUGAAGUUUCUGAAAGUACCUUGAGUAGUGUGCCACCAGAAAAGAAAAGCAAGCCAAGCAAACCUGAAGUCUCUCAUAAUGAAUUGGCACUAGAAGAAGAAGAGGAAAAUGAUUUUUUUAAUUCUUUCACAACUGUGCUACACAAACAGAGAAAUAAACCUCAACCAUCUAAUACAGAAGAUGUUCCAGCAGUUAUUGAACCAUUGGUGGAAAGUAACAAGCAUGAACCACCAAAGCCUCUCAGAUUUCUUCCUGGUGUUCUAGUUGGGUGGGAGAAUCAGCCUUCUACUUUGGAGCUAGCAAAUAAACCACUGCCAGUGGAUGAUAUUCUUCAAAGCCUUUUGGGUACGACAGGGCAGGUAUGUGAACAAAGUAAGCCAGAAGCAAGUCCUGAUGAAGAUAUACCUUUAUUAAAUGAGCAAGCAACCUUAAAAGAAGAAAACAUGGAUGUUGAUGAAGUAACUGCUGAAGUUAGUGAAACAAAGGCUAGUUCAGAUGAUACACAAGAGUCUGCUAAUGCUACUGUUGGACCUGCAGAUGCAGCAAUUACAGGGUCCUCAAGUUCUACAAGAAAUGCUGGAACUUUGAUAGGACUUAAUCUUAAGGGAAAACCUCUUGAUGUCUCCACCGAAGCAUUUCUAGCAAAUGUAUCUGCUCAGUCACAGAAUAAAGAAACUGAAGAAAGUAAAGAAAAUGAUUCAAAGCGGCAGACACCUGACAAGGAUAAUGUCACACAGGAAAUUAGAAGGACCACAAAUUCCAACUUUUCUUCUUCAUCAAAUGCAGGGAAAAAUACUGAGAACAACACUAAUGUAAGUUCUACUGAAGGCACUACUAGUAAUACCUCUAAAUCACCACCAUUUAUUAAUCUUAAAAGAGACCCUCGACAGGCAGCUGGGCGAAAUCAGCAGACUAAUGCUUCAGAAAACAAGGAAGGGGAUGUUAGUAAAAAUGAAGACCAACAGGUUGCUUCAGGAAAUGAUCAAAUGGAACCAGAGAAUAAACAGUCUUCUGGUGAUACAGGCUUAAACCUGUAUCCAAAUGAUGCACAAACAAAUGAGAUGCAGUAUAGUUCAACCACAACAAAAGCGGAUAACGCAUGUGCAUCGCAAGCAGAAGAUACCAAACAGUCACAAGAAGAUGCAAUGCAAAACAUUGAGUCUCUGAACUCAUUUAGAAUAGGACCAGCAGCAACUUCAUCUCAUUUUGAAACAGAAAAUUCUUCUUGUUCUGAAUUUGUUUCCAAAGUUCCAAGCCCGGUAACAAGUGGCAGCUUCUCAUCUGUUAGACCUCCACAACCGAAUUUCCAGCAUCCUAAAUCUAAUCCACCUGGAUUUCAGUUUCAAGCUCCUGCACCUCCUAACUUCCCUCCACAAAACAGCCCUAUGUUUGGAUUCCCUCCUCAUUUGCCACCUCAACUUCUUCCUCCUCCAGGCUUUGGCUUUCCUCAGAAUCCAAAGAUGCCAUGGCCACCUGUAGGUCAUUUAUCCGGUCAGCCACCACCCUAUGCUGGACCCAUUGCACAAGGGCUACCAGUGGCUCACAAACAGUCAAGAUUUGUGGGGCCAGAAAAUUUUUUCCAGAGUAAAGACACUAGGAGACCAGAAAGGCGUCAUAGUGAUCCUUGGGGCAGACAGGAGCAGCAUUUGGAGAGAGGGUUCAGUAGAGGAAAAAACGACCAACAAAGACAAAGAUUUUAUAGUGACUCUCACCACCAAAAGAAAGACAGACAUGAAAAAGAGUGGAACAAUGAAAAAUACUGGGAACAAGAUUCUGAAAGAAAUAGACGCAGAGACAGAAACCAGGAAAAGGAGAGAGAGAGGAAGAGUAGAGAGGAGGGACAUAGAGACAAAGAAAGGUUGCGACUUCCUCACAGUGAUAGGGGUGCUGAUGGAAAAAGCCCCAGAGAGACUAGAAACCCAGAAAAAAAGACAGAGAAGCCCAAACCUGAAGAAGAAAAGGCUCAAGAAAAAGAUAAAGAGAGGGAGAAAAGUAAAGAGAAACAUAGAGAGCGAGAAAGUGAAAAGAGUAGAGACAGACACAGGGACCACAGUGACAGAUCUAAAAGCAAAAGGUAAAAAGAUGCAGGCAGUCUUUUUAAAAUCCUAUUUAAGUAAACCAUCAGAGUUAUGUAGUAAAACUUUCUAUUAAAAAAAAAAACAAAACAACCAACCAACAGCCUGCUAGGAUUGUGCCAUCUUUUUUAUUCAGUCUUGGUGUUUUGCAGAAACAAGUCUGUGUUUUGGUACUACUCGGUGUACCAAUACUCAUCCUUUUUUUCAUUAUACCAACUGUUGCUAGAAGUAGGAGUUUAAUAUUUUUUAAAAAUUUACAUUGCUGUAUAUUCAAAAUUUUAAAGAUUUCUUUUAUUAAUAUGCAAUAAAGGCUUAGAAAUUUUCUUAGCUGAUAAAGCUGGCUUUAGUCAUGUCUGCAAUAUAGUUGCCUUUGGUAAUUUGUGCUCUCUCCUGUUUUAAGAUGCUCGGAUAAUUUUAAAGAUUACUUUAAUACAAUAACCUUCUUUGUAAAUUGCACUGUUUUUAAGGACUCCAGCAAGACCUCAGAAUCCACACAUGCUACAACAAAACAUAACAUGCUUGAUGGUGUGAAGAGUUUUUUAAAUUAUUCAGUAGUACAAUAAAGUAAUUCAAGUGUAUUUCAUCGGUUUUUCAAGUAUUUCCUAAGCAUCUAAAGCAGUCUGUGACCAGAAAUUGGAAGGCUGAGCUGCUCGAAUGUUAUUGCUUUAAACUGCACUUGUUUAAAUAAGGAAGCAUUUUUAACCUAAGUUCUUGAAAAUAUGUUUUGUAGUAGUUGAUUCAUUUUUCCAACCAUUUUCCAUGCUUCAAAAACUUGAAUACCUGAGCUUGUACAUUACUUUGUGUUUUGCUAUCCUUUUUACUGUAAAAUGUAAAUAUUUUAAGGGAUAUUUUGAUUCUAAAAUGAUAAAACUUUCUCACAUAC